Molecule: messenger RNA, 4961 nt
Organism: Pieris rapae (cabbage white)
Lineage: Eukaryota; Metazoa; Arthropoda; Insecta; Lepidoptera; Pieridae
Gene: Stt3B
Product: dolichyl-diphosphooligosaccharide--protein glycosyltransferase subunit STT3B
Exons: 15
Coding region: 137-2386 (749 amino acids)
Biological process (GO): post-translational protein modification
Cellular component (GO): membrane
Molecular function (GO): dolichyl-diphosphooligosaccharide-protein glycotransferase activity
Source: RefSeq, a predicted model, not a curated record
AUUUUCUAAGAAAGACGUGUCAGUCAGCGAAAAGUCAAUCAAUUUCAAUAGAAUUUGGUAGUGUAUUGUUGGAAUUCAUGUAUGGGAAAAUAUUUAUUGCAUAUUUUAUUUAGUUGGUAAUAUUUUUUUAACUAAAAUGCCGACAAUCGCUGCGGCUAAACCGGUAAAUGGCCAUAAUCAAGGCAUAUUUCACAACACAGCCGGCUUUAGCACCCUCAUCACGGUUACAGUUUUGACUCUUGCUUGGUUGGCCGGCUUUGCAUCCCGGCUUUUUGCUGUUAUACGAUUCGAAAGUAUUAUUCAUGAGUUUGAUCCAUGGUUUAACUACAGAUCCACGGCCUAUAUGGUGGAACACGGAUUUUACAAUUUCUUAAAUUGGUUUGAUGAGCGAGCUUGGUAUCCUUUAGGAAGAAUUGUUGGGGGAACUGUGUAUCCUGGUCUUAUGCUUACAUCGGGUACCAUCCAUUGGCUUUUACAUGCCCUUAACAUUCCAAUACAUAUAAGAGAUAUAUGUGUAUUUCUUGCUCCAGUGUUUAGUGGGCUCACAGCAAUAGCAACAUAUUUAUUGACAUCAGAGCUUUGGUCAAGAGGAGCUGGUUUAUUUGCUGCUUGCUUUAUAGCAAUUGUGCCUGGAUACAGUAGCAGGUCUGUGGCAGGAAGCUAUGAUAAUGAAGGAAUUGCUAUCUUUGCUUUGCAAUUUACAUACUAUCUAUGGCUAAAGAGUGUUAAAAGCGGCUCAGUUUUUUGGUCAAUAUGCACAGCACUAUCUUAUUUUUACAUGGUAUCAGCAUGGGGUGGUUAUGUUUUUAUUAUAAAUUUAAUCCCCCUCCAUGUAUUUGUCCUGCUCAUAAUGGGAAGAUUCUCACAAAGAGUGUUUGUGAGCUACACAGUCUUCUACAUAAUUGGACUAGUAUUUUCAAUGCAAAUUCCUUUUGUUGGAUUCCAACCUAUUCGGACUAGUGAGCAUAUGGCUGCUUCAGGUGUGUUUGCAUUGUUAAUGGUAGUUGGAGCAUUGAAAUAUUUACACAGUUUGAAUCCAAAAGGUGAAUGGAAGCAACUCCUGGUACUAGGCACGCUUGUCGCAGCUGGUGCCGUAUUUUUGGCGGUUGUGGCCUUGACUUAUAUGGGAGUUAUUGCUCCUUGGAGCGGAAGGUUUUACUCACUAUGGGAUACAGGUUAUGCAAAGAUUCAUAUCCCUAUAAUAGCAUCUGUGUCUGAACAUCAGCCUACCACGUGGUCGUCGUUUUUCUUUGACCUGCACGUUCUGGUCUGCACAUUCCCGGUCGGUCUAUGGUACUGCAUAAAGAAUAUCAAUGAUGAACGUGUGUUUGUUGCCCUGUACGCAAUAAGCGCGGUAUACUUCGCGGGUGUGAUGGUUCGUCUGAUGCUGACACUCACGCCAGUUGUGUGUGUUUUGUCUGGAAUCGCAUUCUCCAUAAUUUUGGAGCUGGUCCUUCGUGAGGAUGACCCAACGCAGGCCUCUGUCGAGACUGAGGAGUCCAAGAAUUUGUAUGACAAGGCGGGCAAAGUAAAGAAACGCGUCCCGGAACCAGCGCAGACGCAAGAACAGGGAUUGGGAUUAUAUGCACGUCCCGGCACCGUCAUAGCCUUCAUGAUAUUACUCAUGUUGUUCUCUGUUCAUUGUACUUGGGCCACUUCGAAUGCCUACUCCAGCCCUAGUAUAGUCCUCGCCAGCUAUGGCAACGAUGGAUCGCGAAGAAUUUUAGAUGACUUCAGGGAAGCCUAUGGUUGGUUAUCACAAAACACGGCUGAGGAUGCAAGAAUUAUGUCCUGGUGGGAUUACGGAUAUCAGAUAGCUGGAAUGGGAAAUCGAACGACACUAGUGGACAAUAAUACGUGGAACAAUUCCCAUAUCGCCCUUGUGGGUAAGGCGAUGGCGAGUAAUGAGAGUGCGGCCUAUGAAAUUAUGAGCAUGCUUGACGUCGAUUAUGUGUUGGUGAUCUUUGGUGGCGCUAUUGGGUACUCGGGAGAUGAUAUUAAUAAAUUCAUAUGGAUGGUUAGGAUUGCUGAAGGCGAACAUCCCAAGGAUAUUCAUGAAGCCGACUAUUUUACUGAGCGUGGAGAAUACAGAAUAGACGCGGAAGGCUCUAAAACUAUGUUGAACUGUUUAAUGUAUAAGUUGUCCUAUUACAGAUAUGAUAGUGGUGGCAGUCCACCGGGUUACGAUAGGACGCGAAACGCGAUGCCCGGAAAUCGCGGUUUCAAACUAACUUACCUCGAAGAGUCGUACACUACGGAGCAUUGGCUCGUUAGAAUAUACAGAGUGAAGAAGCGAGACGAAUUUAACCGACCGCGUGUCCCGCUCGCAAAGAGAACUAUAUCAACAAGCAACUCUAUAUCUAAAAAGGCGAGGUCAUCGCUAUAACCCGAUGCAGAUUAACACGACGUCGAAGCGAAGAAAAGGUCUACUUAAAAAUAAACCAACAGUUGUCAAAGGUAAGAAGAUGAGACUAGAGUGACGUACAGCCUAGUUUAGUUGUCAGUGGAGAUGCGUUAAGCUUUGUAUAGGGUCGGAUACGCUUACAAAUAACAUAGAACGUUAAUUUUGGCAAUAACCAGGUAGAUAGAGUCUAUGUACAAUCUAAUCAUAGAGACUGGAAUGAAGUGGCCGGCUGUCAAGUAAAUUCUGAUAUUUAAGAGCAUUUAAUAUUUUGUAGAGAUAGUAAAUAUUUUUCGCCCAAUUUCUUUUAAUUGCAAUAAGAAUUUGACUACUACUACUUUGUUACGCAUUUAACAAAAUUCAGGCGAAAAAUCCACAUGUGUUACAAUCAUGUCACCACAUUCAGUCCAUUCUCAAUGACUUAGGAAACAUACCUCGUGUUUAUAGCAAUAAAUAAUGUUUUAAAUGUAUUUUUAUGGCAACACUGACUACAGCUAUGAAUGUCAGACAUUAAGGAUAAAUAUUAGAGAUGUUUAAAAUAUUUUUUUUUGCAAUAAAUGAUUUUUCUGUCUAUGGACAACAUGCAAACGUGCAAUUCAUAAAGUUUUAAUAUAUAAUUAAGUAUCAACCUAUAAAUCUUUUUGUAAGUAAUGAAAACUUGUUGUAAUUAAAUUUUAUUUUUAAUCAGAUAAUUGGAAUAUAGAGAAUAAUUCGAUGAAACUUAUAAAAAUAUUGUUUUUAAACUCUUAGAAAUGUAAAAAAUUCUAUGGUGCUAAUUAUGACGUACAGCUAUCUAAACUAGAAAUAAAAUUAAAAUUUAACAGUAGUUGUUCUUUAAUCACAACUACGUAAUCAAUAUUACUCCUGUUGAAAUACUGCUAUAUAUCUGUCUAGUUUGUGUAAGUCAAAAUUAGCAUCAGUCUUUAUUUCAAGAAAUUGGUGUUUUAAUAAAAUCUAUAUCUGUGUUUGUGAUAUGAUAGACUAAUGUAAAGAUACGCAUCUCCUCUGGUUAUUUAUUUAAAGCUAUGUGACUGACACCAAUUUUGUCUUUAGUCCAUUAGAAUUGUUAGGAGUUUGUUUAAUUUUAACGGUUUGAAAAUCGAUCACUUGGUCAUUGUGCACAAUGUAAUGUAACUUAAGAUUUAAUUCGAAGUGCAAUGUCAAUAGAAAAUUAGCUUUAGACGUAUCAUUAUUGCGAUAUUGAAAAUGAUACGAUACCUUCUCGUAUGCUCUCAAAAUGUUAUUUUUUGCAUUUAGAACAUUAACGAACGAAAGAAAAAACGUUGUACCUAAUAUGUCUCCUUGGUGCACCUUUAUUUUAUAUUACAGUCAUGCCAAUGAUCAUGUCCUCGAUAUAUUUGUAGUAAAAGUGUGUUUGUGCAGGAAUGGAGAACACGCUACUUAAGACCUUUUGCAUUUAAUAAAAAGACAUUUUAUGAAUACCGGAAUAAAUAGAGAUAUUUAAUUAUAUAUGGCAAUAAUGUCGUCGGAUAAUUUUAACAAGCAAUGUCUUCUGAAAUCAAAAGGAAAAUUUUUGAUUAUGAUGCGUUUUUUGAUCAUUAAAGAACUACCCACGUUGUUAAAAACAUGCCUAGAAUUAUCUUUGUUAAAAAUGUUCUCCAUUACUGAUUUAAUAAAAUUACGCAAUUGCGUCCAUUGUAUAUUAAUUGAUAGUUUAGAUUCGUUCAAUAAAUGUGGCCAACUAGCUAAUAUCCGGGGUUUCUCUGCGUACGAUUAAGAAAAGAAUUUCAAUUUAAAAUCGUUCCCUCGUAAAUUCAUUGAGAUCGGUUCAGCUCCUUCAUCUGAAGUUGUAGCAGAGAGUUACACUUGAAUUUUUCUAUAUUUAGGUGUUAGCAACCUCGCAUUUCAAAAAGUACAGUCAUACAAUUGUUGACAUUUAACAGAACCUUAUUUUGACACACUUAAGGUUUAUUAUCGGGUACAAACUUAAUCCCGAAGGCAUUGUACGACUGUUAGAAGGCACAACUUGCUUUUUCGGGUUUGUUAAAAGUGACUUUCUAGUGCUUAAUUUUCUGUAUGCGUAAGAACGUUAAGUACUUAUAAUUUAUAAAGUGUCAUUGGUCAUGUAUUUAAGGUUUAAAUAUUUUUGACCAAAAUUUAGUUUUUUUUUGUUGUAAAGGUUCUUUCGUUAUACUGUCUUAACACAAGACUAUUUAAUUAAGAAAUACUGUUGUUAUACAGUGUCUAGCAUGCAAGUAAUUAUUAAAAUUCGGAGUUAUAAUCCCUUGAAAAUUUCGAUGAUUAUAAUCUUGUUUAUGAUGACCGUGACACAAUACUGUCUUAAUUUUUAAAUAAGAUAUUUUUCGCGUCUCUGGAGUGCUUUGCGUAUUGUAACAUCUUUUAUAAAUGUUGUUUAAUUUUAUUGUUUCACAGCACUUAUUGUUUUCUUGUGACAGAGAUUUAUAUUCUAGACUAGGUGAAAUGUCAUUUUUCGUUGUUCACAAGUGAAAACUUCUUUUUGAGCGACACCCAACUUUUUCUACAUCAGAAUUGUCGUUGUAUGUAUACAAUGUGUCCUAAUAAAAGCUGAUGAUAAUAA